AUGGCACAAACCAACCACAUCAGAAAACGACAGUUCGAAGGUGAACCAGUCCAAGAUCAACCGGAAACAGAAACUGAGCAAGAGAAAAUUGAAGUGACGUUUGAAUUCUGCGACCUGAAGCAGAUCGAUUACCAUGCGAUCAAACAUUUGAUCUCCCAAUUAUUCCGAAUCUCUCGACCAAAAUCCUCCCCAGAGCCUGCAACAGGUGCACAUCCCUCGAAAACACUUGUGAAGCCGGUCCUGGAGGAUCUGGACGUUGGCGAAUUAGCCGACUUGGUGCUGAGUGAUCAGAAGGAAUGGGUCGGCUGUACGGUCAAAUGUGAUGAAGAAGACUGCGACCCAUACGCGUUCAUCAGCGUCUUGGAUUUGAGAGCAUAUCAGGAAAAGUCAUCCAUCCUUGUGCUUACCAGCUAUUUGACGUCCGUCUUAGCCUCAUCAACCCCGUCAUCAGCCCAAGCCGAUGAACUACUGACGGUCUUAAAGCAGACAUUAAGUCCUGAAGGAUCAGGUGUUGGAUUGGUUCUUAGCGAAAGGUUGAUCAAUGUGCCAGUUUACAUUAUGCCUCAACUCUUGACACAACUGGGGAAUGAAAUCAAACACGCUCAAUCUAAGAAUGCACCAGGUUUCAAGUUUGAUCGAUUGCUAAUUCCUUCGCGAGUAUUCACAAUGUCUGCAAACCCAGAUCCAAGUCAGGACGUCAAUCCCACUUUCGAUGCUAAGAAUAACAGCAACCACAAUGCACAAAAACCCAAGAAAAACAAGACUGAUGCGAAUCUGAAUCCGGACGACCCGAAUCAAGUCGGUCUUUAUCAUCCCGAAGACCAAAUCAUCUCUCAAUUUGCAUCACAUACAGUUCAUUUCAGUCUGCCGAAGUCAAAGGAACCCCGGAAAGGAGGAGUAGAUGAGGAGUUCGGAGUAGAUCAACAGGGUCGAUUGAUGCUUAUUGAGCUUUCUAAGUGGGACCAAAUGGUUGCAGCUCUGCAAGAGUACAUCGGCGAUCCAGAUCAAAUGUGUACUUCGUGA
Messenger RNA from Puccinia triticina, 1023 nucleotides. RefSeq lists its product as uncharacterized. Gene Ontology annotation, cellular component: nucleus. The transcript has 5 exons. Lineage: Eukaryota; Fungi; Basidiomycota; Pucciniomycetes; Pucciniales; Pucciniaceae. Bases 1 to 1023 code for a protein of 340 amino acids. The record is from RefSeq and is a predicted model, not a curated record.